Pistacia vera is the source of this 2114-nucleotide messenger RNA. Its product is annotated as pentatricopeptide repeat-containing protein At4g14850-like. The transcript is spliced from 2 exons. The record is from RefSeq and is a predicted model, not a curated record. Lineage: Eukaryota; Viridiplantae; Streptophyta; Magnoliopsida; Sapindales; Anacardiaceae. Bases 1 to 2061 code for a protein of 686 amino acids. Gene Ontology annotation, biological process: RNA modification. Gene Ontology annotation, molecular function: zinc ion binding; protein binding; RNA binding.
AUGUCCUUCCACGCUCCCAACACGCUCGCCUUCCUACUCGAAACCGCCGUGUCAACUCACUCAUCGUCACUCGGCCGAACCAUCCAUGCUUACAUUAUCAAAACCCUCACCUCUCCCAUCCCAUCUUUCCUGUCUAACCACCUCAUCAACAUGUACUCCAAACUCGACCUUUCCAACUCAGCCCAACUGGUCCUCCAGUUCACUCCAAUCCGCUCCCGCUCCGUCGUCACUUGGACGGCCUUAAUCUCUGGUAAUGUCCAGAACGGUCUUUUUGCCUCCGCCUUCCUCCACUUCAAUAACAUGCGACGGGAUUACGUUCAACCUAAUGACUUCACUUUCCCUUGUUUAUUCAAGGCAGUGGCUUCACUUCACAUGCCCAUUGCUGGAAAACAAGUUCAUGGACUUGCUUUGAAAGGCGGCUUGAUAAAUGAUGUCUUUGUUGGGUGCAGUGCUUUUGAUAUGUACUCAAAAACGGGGCUCAAAGAGGAAGCCAUGAAAGUGUUCAAUGAAAUGCCUGAGAAAAACCUCGCCACGUGGAAUGCAUAUAUUUCUAAUGCUGUGCUUCAUGGGCGCCCAAGAAAUGCGAUUGAUGCAUUUAUAGAGUUUCGUCGGGCGGGUGGGGAGCCGAAUUCGAUCACGUUUUGUGCGUUUCUAAACGCCUGCUCAGAUAGUUCUUUGUUGGAGUUAGGGAGGCAGUUACAUGGGUUCGUGGUUAGAUGGGGAUUUGAUGGUAACGUGUCGGUGUGUAAUGGACUUGUUGAUUUUUAUGGCAAGUGUAAAGAGGUUGGUUUUUCGGAGAUGGUUUUUAAUGGGAUUAAUGAAAAAAAUGAUGUUUCUUGGUGUUCAAUGGUGGCUGUUUAUGUACAAAAUGAUGAGGGAGAGAAGGCAUGUGAGUUGUUUCUGAGUGCAAGGAAAGAAGGGGUUGAGCCAAAAGAUUUUAUGGUUUCAAGUGUGCUAAGUGCUUGUGCAGGAAUGGCAGGACUUGAAUUGGGUAGGUCAGUUCAUGCACUUGCUGUCAAGGCGUGUGUUGAGGGAAAUAUAUUUGUUGGCAGUGCACUUGUUGAUAUGUACGGAAAAUGUGGGAGUAUAGAGGAUUCGGAACUAGCAUUCAAAGAGAUGCCUGAGAGGAACUUGGUUUGUUGGAAUGCGAUGAUUGGUGGGUAUGCACACCAAGGCCUUGCUGACAUGGCUUUGGCACUGUUUGAAGAAAUGGUAUCAGAAAGGUUUGAAGUAAUGCCAAAUUAUGUGAGCUUGGUGUGUGUAUUAGCAGCUUGUAGCAGAGCAGGGGCAGUGAAAAUGGGCAUGCAGAUUUUUGAGUCUAUGAGAGGAAAAUAUGGGAUUGAGCCAGGGGCUGAGCAUUAUGCUUGUAUGGUGGACUUGUUGGGAAGAGCUGGAAUGGUAGAGCGUGCUUAUGAGUUUAUUAAGGAAAUGCCAAUGCGUCCAACAAUUUCUGUUUGGGGCGCCCUUUUAAAUGCCUGUAGGGUUUAUGGGAAGCCAGAAUUGGGUAAAAUUGCUGCCGAUAAUUUGUUUGAACUUGAUCCAAAAGACUCCGGCAACCAUGUGCUGCUGUCAAAUAUGUUUGCAGCAGCUGGCAGGUGGGAAGAAGCUGACCUUGUGAGAAAAGAAAUGAAGGUUGUCGGGAUAAAAAAGGGUGCAGGUUGCAGCUGGAUAACCGUUAAAAAUAGGGUCCACACCUUCCAAGCAAAGGAUACUUCCAAUGAAAGGAAUUCUGAGAUUCAGGCAAUGCUAGCUAAGCUCCGAGAGGACAUGAAGGCUGCCGGCUAUGUACCAGAUACCAGUUUUGCUCUUUAUGAUUUAGAAGAAGAAGAGAAAAUAACAGAAGUUGGAUACCACAGUGAGAAGAUUGCACUUGCCUUUGGGCUUAUAGUUAUCCCUCCUGGAAUACCUAUACGAAUCACAAAGAAUCUUAGAAUCUGUGGAGAUUGCCACAGUGCCUUUAAGUUUAUAUCAGGCAUUGUUGGCAGGGAAAUCAUUGUAAGAGAUAAUAAUCGGUUUCAUCGCUUCAGAGAUGGACACUGUUCUUGUAGAGAUUAUUGGUGACAGGUUAGAUAGCUUUCAGAAGCCAACCACCCCCCUUUCGUUACAAACAACUU